This is a messenger RNA of Mustela erminea (ermine), 3918 nucleotides long. RefSeq names its product CD300e molecule (gene CD300E). The transcript has 7 exons. Gene Ontology annotation, molecular function: transmembrane signaling receptor activity. The record is from RefSeq and is a predicted model, not a curated record. NCBI's taxonomy places the organism in Eukaryota, Metazoa, Chordata, Mammalia, Carnivora, Mustelidae. Bases 1326 to 2009 code for a protein of 227 amino acids. Gene Ontology annotation, cellular component: plasma membrane.
GUCCAACCUAACAGCAGCAUCCGGCUCUCCUAGCAGGCAAAUUCUACGCCAAUCAGUCUGAGAUGGUACUGGAGAUCCCCCCUGCCCCGGGAGUGAACCAGGCAGAGCCCUGGUCCGUGCAGUGCAGGCUGCAGAUGAUGUCACCUGGACCGAUAGUACCCCCGAGUUCAUGCUGGAAUGUGUGCGGACCUGUACAAGUACACAGAGCGUGGUAUGAGCCAGCCGGCACACCCAGGAGGCUGUCUGAACCCCCAAGGGUUGGACCUCAAGGUUCAUCACUUGAACGACGUACUCGGCAAUGUGUGUCAUGUUACCCCCUUUCUCAGCAAAAGGAACUUUACACAUGGGAUUAAGUUAAAGAUCCUGAGAUGGAGAGAUUAUCCUGGGUGAUCCAGUGGGCCCAAUGUUAUCGUAAGUUUCCUAUAAGACAGACGCUGAAGGUUCAGAGUCAGAGAAGCAGACAUUCUGACGGAAGCCGAGGGUGGAGUGGUGGGGGUCGCAUGCCGGUGGCACAAGGCAAGGAAGUGGAAUCUGCCUUGGAGCUUCCGAAGGAACGAAGCCCUGCUGACGCCUUGACUUUGGCCCAGCAAAACUAAUUUCGGAUUUCCAACCUCUAGAACCGUAAGACUGGAGUAUGUCCCCACUCCUCCGUGUGACCCGAAGGGGAGCGUCCAGGCUGAAAAAGCUUUGAGCUGAGCAGGAUGUAAACCUUGGUCACAGCUGGACCAGAAAUUGCCCCCCAAGAGGACCAGUGCUGUGACCAUGGUGGGCAGUUGCUUCCCUCAGGGCAGGGCUGGAGCUGUGGAUCUAUGGGGCUGAGAGCCAAGGGCGACCUGGGAUCCAGCCGGGUGGGCCCUGCCAUGGGUGGGCAUGCCCUCAGCAGGUGAGGGGACGAGGCGCCACCAAGCUCCCCUUGCCGUUUUGUUUUUGGUUCACUCUCUUUUUCAGCAGGUUCUUCCCCUUUCCCAAUAACUUUGCAACCCAAAAUGAAGAAGUGGCAGAGGAAGGAAACAAGUAACAAAAUACAGAUGGGAAGUGACCGUGUCGAGGCCGGGAGCUCCUAGGCCAGAUGUCAGAAGAUAAGGAUCUGGACAUUCCCGGGCUGGGGAGAUUGGACCGCCAGUCUGCUUGUAGCUCCGCCCCCUCUCUGCCUCAGGGCUUCAAACUAGGAAGUAUCUAGAAGAUGAAAAAGGAAGUAGGUGAGAGACAGAAACACAUAGGAAACUUGAGCAAGUAGAAAGUGGACACCGCAGUCUCUGUCGCAAACACCUGGAUUACAGCAGGGACCUGGAUUUGCUGGGGACGCCAGCCAGAGAGACAGGACCAUGUGGCUGUCCCCAGUUCUGCUCCUUCUCUGCCUCUCAGGCUCUUUGUCCCUGACGGGCCCCAGCUCUGUGACGGGCACCUUGGGUGGCUCUCUGAGUGUGCAGUGUCGGUACGAGGAGGUAUACCAGAGCUAUAGCAAAUACUGGUGCCGAGGACAGUAUGACGCAACAUGUGAGAAGAUCGUGGAGACCAAGGGAGAAGGGAAAGAAGAGAGGAGUGGGCGUGUGUCCAUCAGAGACCACGCUGAUCACCUCAGCUUUAUAGUGACCAUGGAGAACCUCACUGCAGACGAUGCUGGAUCCUACUGGUGCAGAAUUCAGACAGUAUGGCUCCUGGAUGUGUGGUCACGUGACCCUUCAUUCCACGUUAACGUGUUUGUUUCCACAGCACCAAGUAAAACCACAGGGAGGACCACAUGUCAGGCUGUACCUGCUGCCUUUCCGGGGCUGAACACCAAGCAGAACCUCAGCACGGAGGAGCUGUUGACCUGCUGCUCAGGGUCCUUGCUCAGCAGUGUCGACUUCCUGCUCCUGGUCUUCUUGAAGCUUCCCCUGUUCCUGACGUUGGUUGGUGCUGUCCUCUGGGUGAACAGGCCUCUGAGGGGCUGUGGAGGAAUAGAGCCGAAGGAAGAUAAUCCACAAUGUAGUGCACCGUCCCCAGGAAGGCCCUGUCCAGGAACGUAGCCCCUUGGACUGGACAAGAGAGACGUUCAAACUCCAGACUCCAGGGCAGGGGGAGCUGCUGUGCCUGGAUCCUGGAGGGACCCAGGUCUUCUUGGGGGUAGGGGUCCUGUGUCUCGAGGGAGAAUCCUGGUUCUCAGAGGACAUUUGCUCCGGUGCAGGAAGGAUGAGUCUCCCGGGCUCAUGCUCGGGGGUCCUCCGUUCUCCACCCCCGAUCCCCUAGCUCCUUGCCCUCAUGCCUACCUCCCAAGGGCAAGAAUUUCUUGCCACAAAAGCUUCCGGGUUCAGUGUUCCCCCAGGGCAAUAACGACCUCUUUCCUGCAGCCAGGAGGCUCCCUGGGAUGGCAUGUUGCCACAGCCACCAUGGGGCACACCAGUCCUGGGAAGGACUCAGGUGGUUUUGAGUGCAUGUCAAUGUGCAGGGAGGGACACAGUCUGUCACAAGCACGCGUCUCCAGCUCCACUCAGCUCCUUGCAUCUAGACCAGCCCUCUCGUCUCUGCCACGCAAAGCCAGUGAUGCCAGUUUCCAGAAAACACUCGAGCUCCUCAGUGCUGCAUUUACAGGCAGGGAGGCCAUGCUUAGAACCUGAGCUCCCGCGUGGCUUCUGUUAGGGGAGGACACCUCGUGACACCUUCCAGGAGAGCUGGCACUGGUCCAGGACUCCAACCAAGGAGAAAUUCAGCCAAAGAGGCACAUACGGGCCAUGUGAUAAAACACACACAAGGCGAUGUAGGAAACACAACGCUGGGCAAGAGAGAAGCUUGUGAUGUACUUUAUUCUUUCUCAAACUCAUUUUGAAGUACUCUAGUUUUGUCACCUUUCCGUGUAAAUGUUAGAGGAAGCUUGUCUUUCUCUACCAAGACAAUCUUGCUGGGAUUUUGAUAGGAAUCGUGUUAAACUUACAGAUUGAUAUUGGGGGAGCUGACAUCUCUCCUGUGUUGAUAAUGUGGUACCUCUCGCAAUUUGUUUAAAUAGUUCUUGUCUUCGGUCAUCAGAGUCUUGUAAAUUCAGUACAUGGAUGCUGCAUAUAUUCCGUUAAAUCUGCAGCCCGUGUUUCUUCUUCUUGUCCAGCAGCUGGGACUAGCACCGUGUGUUUCAAUUCAGUUUCUACAGGCUCGUUGCUAGUAUAGAAAUAGGACUCUGUGUGUGUGUGUGUGUGCGUGUACAUGUAUGUUUGUGUGUGUAUAUGUGUAUGUGCGUCUGUAUUGAUCUUUUCUCCUGUAGCUCAUUAAACUCAUUUUUAAAUUCUAGCAGUUGGUAUUUUUGUGUGUGUGUGUGUGUGUGAAAUCCUUAGGAUUUUCUACAAAAUUAUGUCAUCCGCACAAAUGGACAAUUUUCUUUCUAGUCUGUGAGCUUUCAUAGUGUUCUGGAAGCCUUAGGGAGCCUCUGGAAGGUCUUAGACACUCUGGUGCCCACGCAGGACCUGCUGUUCUCCAGUAUUUCUGCUUUUUAAAAGAGAAACCAGAAGUGAAAUUUUUUGUGUUUUUGUGUAGGCAACAAACUCUAUUUAAAAAAUAAUAUUGUGACCCCCCAAAAAACACAUUCACAAGUUCAUGCGAUUGAUGGAUGUAGUCUGUGACCUGUGAGUACAGCAGAGAAAUGGCAGGACGUCGUUGCGUCUGCCUAGUGUUUACACCUGGGGCCAUAUGGAGCCCAGCAGGCUUGAGAACUGACCUUUCAAGUACACAGAUGGGCUUGCAGGGACGCCUGUGGACGAGCCCCAGGUUGGUUCCGGGGCAGAUCCAAGUCUGUUCCCAGGCCUUACGAAUGGGGCCGGGGCCUCAGCCCUUCUGGGCUCCUCGUUUUUUAAUGUGACAUGAAGACACUAGAUUAAUAUUCUUCCAGAGGCAUCUGGGGGGGCAUAGUCAGUUGGGCAUCUGACUCAUGGUUUUGGCUCAGGUCAUGAUCUC